GACCCGGGUCACCUGUUAGCUCUCAGUUUUGAGGUCAUUUUGAACUUCUCGCUGGAUUCACACCCACUCCUUCCUUAAUACACAGGACAAGAAGGGCGCACCGGGGAGGGACCUCGCCGGUAAAUACAAGGGGGUCUGUACAGUGUUCCUCAGCAGCAUGGGUUGGAUCAGCCGGAUCGCUUGGCUUUUCUUGGGAGUAUUACUACCAGCAGAACGAGCAUGCUGCCAACACUUCAAGAACAACGUGCCGCGGCUAAAAUUAUCCUAUAAAGAAAUGUAUGACUCCAACAAUAUUGUCACUUUCCAUGGACUGGCCAAUAGUUCCAGUUACCACACGUUCCUUUUGGAUGAGGAGCGGAGCAGACUCUAUGUUGGAGCAAAGGAUCACAUAUUUUCUUUCAACCUAGUCAACAUCAAGGAAUAUCAAAAGAUUGUGUGGCCUGUAUCUCAUACCCGUAGGGAUGAAUGCAAGUGGGCUGGAAAAGAUAUUCUGAAAGAAUGUGCGAACUUCAUCAAGGUGCUUAAGGCUUAUAACCAAACUCAUUUGUAUGUCUGUGGAACUGGGGCUUUCCAUCCCGUGUGCACAUACAUCGAAGUUGGAGGGCAUCCUGAGGACAAUAUUUUUAAGCUGGAAGAUUCACAUUUUGAAAAUGGCAGAGGGAAAAGCCCCUAUGACCCCAAGCUGCUGACAGCUUCUCUUUUAAUAGAUGGAGAACUUUAUUCCGGAACGGCAGCAGACUUCAUGGGCCGAGAUUUUGCCAUUUUCCGGACACUGGGGCACCACCACCCUAUCAGGACAGAGCAGCAUGAUUCCCGAUGGCUUAAUGAUCCUAGAUUUAUUAGUUCUCAUCUAAUCCCAGAAAGUGACAACCCAGAAGAUGACAAGAUCUAUUUUUUCUUCCGUGAAAAUGCAAUUGAUGGGGAGCAUUCUGGAAAAGCCACCCAUGCCAGAAUAGGGCAGAUCUGUAAGAAUGACUUUGGGGGCCACCGAAGCCUUGUUAACAAGUGGACCACCUUCCUCAAAGCCCGCCUGAUGUGUUCUGUGCCAGGGCCCAAUGGCAUCGAUACUCAUUUUGACGAACUCCAGGAUGUGUUUCUAAUGAACUCUAAAGACCCUAAAAAUCCAAUAAUCUAUGGGGUAUUUACAACAUCCAGCAACAUCUUCAAAGGAUCAGCUGUGUGUAUGUACAGCAUGACUGACGUGAGGCGGGUGUUCCUUGGUCCAUAUGCUCAUAGAGAUGGUCCCAACUAUCAGUGGGUUCCAUACCAAGGGAGAGUGCCAUACCCACGGCCAGGAACUUGUCCAAGUAAAACAUUUGGGGGCUUUGACUCGACCAAGGACCUUCCCGAUGAAGUCAUCACAUUUGCAAGAAGCCACCCGGCUAUGUACAACCCGGUAUUCCCUAUCAACAACCGUCCCAUUAUGAUCAAAACGGAUUUGGAUUACCAGUUCACACAAAUUGUAGUUGAUCGGGUAGAUGCAGAGGAUGGCCAGUAUGAUGUCUUGUUCAUUGGAACAGAUAUUGGGACGGUUUUGAAAGUGGUUUCUAUACCUAAGGAGACUUGGCAUGAUUUGGAGGAAGUACUGUUGGAAGAAAUGACCGUCUUUCGGGAACCCACAGCUAUUUCGGCAAUGAAGAUUUCCACAAAGCAGCAACAGCUCUACAUUGGCUCAGCUGUAGGAGUUUCACAGCUUCCCUUGCACCGCUGUGACGUGUAUGGGAAAGCAUGUGCGGAGUGCUGCCUUGCUAGGGACCCCUAUUGCGCCUGGGAUGGCUCCUCGUGCUCUCGGUACUUCCCCACAGCUAAAAGACGCACUAGAAGACAAGAUAUCCGAAAUGGCGACCCUCUUACUCAUUGCUCUGACCUACAGCUUCAUGAUAACCCCAGUGGACAUGGGCUUGAAGAGAAGAUUAUCUAUGGAGUGGAGAACAGCAGCACUUUCUUGGAGUGCAGCCCAAAAUCUCAGCGCGCUCUGGUCUACUGGCAAUUCCAGAAGCAAAAUGAUGACCGAAAGGAAGAGAUUAAAGUAGAUGAUCGUUUAAUCCGGACAGAACAAGGUCUCCUGCUGCGGAGUUUACAGCGGAAGGACUCGGGAGUUUAUUUCUGUCAUGCUGUAGAGCAUGGCUUCAUGCAAACGCUCCUCAAGGUGACCUUGGAGAUUAUCGAUACGGAACAUCUGGAAGAGCUGCUUCAUAAAGAGGAAGAUGGAGAGAGUUCCAAGAUCAAAGAAGCUUCGAAUAGCAUGACCCCAAGCCAAAAAGUCUGGUAUAGGGACUUCAUGCAGCUCAUCAACCACCCCAACCUUAACACAAUGGAUGAGUUUUGUGAACAGGUGUGGAAACGGGACCGCAAACAACGCCGGCAAAGACCCGCCAAUGCCCAAGUGAAUACAAAUAAGUGGAAGCAUUUACAAGAGAAUAAGAAAGGAAGGAACCGGAGGACCCAUGAGUUCGAGAGGGCACCGCGGAGUGUCUGAGCUACAAUUACCUCUAGGAACUUCAUCUAAGUAGAAACUUGCAUAGACAGAUAACUGGAAAUAAAAUGCAAUAUUAAUGAACUUUUCCAUGGCAUUUAUGUGGAUGUUUACAAAGAGCUAGGAGGCUCAAACAAUUUCCACGUGGUUUA
This is a messenger RNA of Elgaria multicarinata webbii, 2628 nucleotides long. RefSeq names its product semaphorin 3A (gene SEMA3A). Bases 158 to 2479 code for a protein of 773 amino acids. The record is from RefSeq and is a predicted model, not a curated record. The transcript has 17 exons. Gene Ontology annotation, molecular function: semaphorin receptor binding; chemorepellent activity; neuropilin binding. Gene Ontology annotation, biological process: motor neuron axon guidance; semaphorin-plexin signaling pathway; positive regulation of neuron migration. NCBI's taxonomy places the organism in Eukaryota, Metazoa, Chordata, Lepidosauria, Squamata, Anguidae. Gene Ontology annotation, cellular component: axon; glutamatergic synapse; plasma membrane.